AUGAUGAUAAAUACGAUAUUCAAAAAGGUAAUAAUGUCAGAACCUUUUUCAAGAUGGUUAAAUGAAUAAUAUUGGACACUCAAAUUAAGCAUAGAUAUUAAUUUUAUUAUUUAUUUGAUUCCAAAUAUUUCAACAAUCAAUCAGUAAUCUUAAAUUAUUAUGAAAAAAUUCAUAAAUUAGUUAUUAAUGUAUAUAAAUAUAUAUAAAUUAGAUCGUAAAUGAGAAAGGAAAAAUAAAUAGAAAUUUCUAUGAGAAAUUGA
Messenger RNA from Paramecium pentaurelia, 260 nucleotides. The record is from the annotation of a GenBank genome assembly. NCBI's taxonomy places the organism in Eukaryota, Ciliophora, Oligohymenophorea, Peniculida, Parameciidae.